Messenger RNA from Stylophora pistillata, 6367 nucleotides. RefSeq names its product A disintegrin and metalloproteinase with thrombospondin motifs 6. Gene Ontology annotation, molecular function: metalloendopeptidase activity. Gene Ontology annotation, cellular component: extracellular matrix. Lineage: Eukaryota; Metazoa; Cnidaria; Anthozoa; Scleractinia; Pocilloporidae. The record is from RefSeq and is a predicted model, not a curated record. Gene Ontology annotation, biological process: proteolysis; extracellular matrix organization.
GGUCAUGGUUUUGUGUGUCGUGUUAAUUUGAUUUUCAAGUCGCCGUAACAAUUAAGGGAAAUGGUAAACUAUAGAUGAUGUAUAGAAUCUGUCGUCGUGCGUUACUCGACUGGGAGGAGAGGUUAACGCAGAUACAACAUGCUGUUACCCUGAAAAUCAAAGGAGGCAGUGAUUGAGUCAGGGAGGAAAUGGGUAGUGUGCAAGAAAGAUGUUUUAAGAUUUUCCAAUUUGUUUUGUGCUUCCUUUCGCUAUCCGUUAUGGCGAUGCACCCCCAUCGCAACGGUAUUCACAGACAUAUGACUACAAGAGACUUAUCCCGCCUAUUUGGAGUAGAUUCGCAUAGUGACGUUCCCGAGUACAGCGUUGUGCAUCCUGUUCAAGUAGACGAAGAGGGUGCUUUCGUUUCUCACGAGUUAUCGCAUCCAAGAAUACGUUUACGUCGCUCUUCAGAUAAAGAAGAUGAAGUUGACAACGAAGAAGUACAUUACGAAGUGUCAGCUUUUGGGAAUAAUCUUCAUCUUCACUUAAAGCGAAACAGAAGGCUACUGACGCCUGCUUUUAAAGUUGAAGUAAUCGGCAAGAAUGGUAGAGUAAUGAAAAGACAUACUGUGGAAAAUUGCCAUUAUGUUGGACGUUUAAAAGCCAAGUCGAUAUCAACAGUAGCAAUAAGUAAUUGCAACGGACUGAGUGGACUUAUUCACACUGAGGACGAAGCUUACUUCAUGGAACCGCUUCCAGUUCACUUGCACAACAAAGUAACAACACGCGGCAGAAGCAAACCCCACAUCAUUUAUAGAAGAUCUAUUAACUCAGAUGCAAAACAUAACUUUCAUGUUGUUAAAGAAAAAAGAGAAAUACACACUUGCGGAACCGCAGAUGACCCACGUAUUCGCUUAGUACGAGCAUUGAAUGAUACGCAGCAGUCUGCACGGCGUGGACCAGCAGGACCUGGGGAAGAGAAAUACAUUGAGACUCUGGUGGUGGUUGAUCCAAAGAUGACGAACUAUCACGGAGAAGACGCCGCCAAACAAUAUGCACUGUCUGCUUGUAACAUAGCCUCAAACCUCCUUCGAGAUGGAAGCAUUGGCCAAAAUCCCAUCAAUUUUGUUGUCAGUAGAAUGCAGAUUCUUACAACUCCACAGACUGGGCUGGUUAUCAACCACCACGCAAGUAACACUCUGGAAAGCUUCGGCAGAUGGGCGGAGCGGAAUAAUAAUCCACUGGAUAACGAUGAAAAUCAUUAUGAUUAUGCUACGCUCUUUACCAGAUAUAAUAUUUGCAAGGACAAGAACCAACCAUGUGAGAUAUUAGGUCUAGCAAGGACACGUGGAAUGUGCGACUUUCCGAACUCGGCAUGUGUUGGUCAAGACAGUGGUUUGAUGCUUGGGAUGACUCUAGCUCAUGAGACAGGACACAGUCUUGGAAUGAAGCACGAUGGAGGAGCCUGCCCUGAUGGUGUAAACAUCAUGGCGUCCUUACCUGCUGGGAAAAAGUCUGCUUUCUCAUGGUCACCCUGCAGUAAAAACUAUCUCCAGCAAUUUUUGAAUUCAGAUGAUUCCCGCUGCUUAGAUGAUAAUCCAACCAAAAAGAAUAUCAUAGAGACUAGGACCCUCGACAAACCUGGAAGACUGUACGAUGCGGAUGAACAAUGUCAGCUGGCUUACGGUCAGGCCGCUAAGUUUUGCGGCGGAGGAAAGUUUCUGGACCAAAUCUGCGUGAAGCUUUGGUGUGAAGUACCCGGAGGAAGCGGAAACUGCAAGACGGCGGAGAUGCCGGCAGCAGAUGGAACACCGUGCGGAGAUAGCAAGUGGUGUAGGCGUGGUCAGUGUAUUCAGCUUGGUACUGAGGGCGCCGACACUGUGGACGGUGGUUGGUCGGAGUGGUCUGCUGAGUAUUCAGACUGCAGCAGAUCGUGUGGGGGAGGGGUGCAUUACAGGGAACGAAGAUGUAUCGCACCACGCCCUAAAAACGGCGGGAAACGAUGCGAAGGAGAAGAAAGAGAGUAUAAGCUCUGUAAUACUGCGGCCUGUUCUCCUGAUUCACUGGAAUACAGGAACCAUCAGUGUCAAUUGAAGAACACUCAGCUGUUCAAUGAUCAGUAUUACGAGUGGGAAUGGAAACCAUCAACUCUAAAGAGCAAAUGUGUUCUCGGAUGUUUUAUCAAAGGAACUGGGUUAGGUUUUGCUUUUGGAAAUGUUGCUGAUGGUACAGACUGUGAAAAGAAUACUCUUGAUAAAUGUAUCGAAGGACAGUGCUCGAAAAUUGGCUGUGAUGGAAUCAUUGGUUCCAAAGCAGUUGUUGAUAGAUGCGGUGUAUGCAACGGAGAUGGAAGUUCGUGCGCACCUGGUUCCAGGGAUAAUGUGGCAAGAAACAGCACUAGCACGAAGAAGGCAGUCACUCCAGGAGCUGUCAAUCUUAUAACAAGCGCUUUGGAUUGGUUAAAGCGGAUGGGUUAUGAUGUAGACAGGCGUGGACAAAUCGCUUCUCCCGAAAGCGCAACGAAAGACUCGCAGAAAGAUAACUUUUACUGGGCCGUGGUUAAGUCUGGCUGUAGUGUUUCUUGUGGCGGAGGUUCAGAAGUGUCCUAUGCUGAGUGUCGAAGGUCAGAUGACGGCUCUCCAGUUAACGAAGAAAAGUGUGACACUGGUUUGAGACCGCCGAGAGAAACGGUUCACUGUAACUACCAACCAUGCCCACCAGUCUGGAAACCAGAAGGUUGGGAAGAUUGUUCUCAGACCUGUAACGGAGGAAACAGAACCCGUGAAAUAAAGUGCAUGCAGGUAGCAGCUGACGGUAUUGAAUAUGACGUCGAUUCCAGACUCUGCUCGGAUCCUAAACCAUCCAUGGUGGAGGCAUGUAAUAAUGUCCCGUGUCCACCCGAGUGGGUGGCUCAGCCAUUUGGACAGUGUUCCACAAGAUGUGGGCGUGGUAUUCAGAAGCGAACAGUGAAAUGUAUGAAGGCUGACCACAGAGGUAACCUGAUGGACAUGGAGGAAGCACAAUGUGAUGCGACUCUAAAGCCACCGACACAUGAAUACUGGAAUGUGCACAAUCCUUGUCCUGGAGAUGACAAUUGUGGUGGAAACUUUACAACAGACGUUGGUACUUUCUCCUCCCCAAGCUACCCAGCAGACUAUCCGGAUAACAAAGAAUGUGUUACAACUAUCACAGUCAACCCCAACAAGGUCAUCAAGCUUAACUUUCACAGUAUGCAAGUAGUCUCUCCAGAUGACACUUCACAAUCGGAGAAGUGUGAAGGGGACUUCGUGAAGGUUAUGGAUGGAGAUUGUUCGGCUUUCAAAGCUGAAACUCGAUAUUGUGGAAAACAGGAACCUGCCCCAUUCUUCUCCACCGGAAACAAACUCUGCGUCAAGUUCUUUUCUGACGAGUCUCAGACAGCUCAAGGAUUCAGUGCGAGUUAUGAAGCUGUGGACAGACCAACUAACCCUGGAGAUCAGUGUGGUGCUACUCUGACGUCACCAGUUGGUUUGAUUACGUCACCUAACUACCCAGAGCCUUAUCCAAGCAAUGAAGAAUGUAACACCACUAUUAAAGUCGUUAAGGGACCAAUCAAAGUUGCUUUCCAAGCAUUUAACGUAGGAAAUGCAAAUUGCGAAGAUGAUUAUGUAGUGGUAGAUGAACCUGUCCAGGGGAAAACAAGAAAGCUUUGCGGAAAUCAGAUUCCACAAUCAUUCAACAUUUCGUCAAACGAGCUCAAGAUUGCUUUUAAGUCAGCGGAGCGCCUUGGUAGGCCCAAACCGGGAUUUGUAGCAACGUACACAUCAGGAACCACACCAGAUGAAAUACGAAAGUCAGUGGGAAAUGCAGGAAUUAAAACUUUUACUUCUAAACUAGAUCAAGGACUCAUGGCGGAUGCAGUUACUAGAGAAAAUAUUCCGAAACCUUCCAGUACUGGACUUCCGGCAGGGAUGGGAGUAGACUUCUUACCUGUUUCAAAACAAGACAGCAAAGAAGUCUCAAAAGAAGAAGGAGAGGACAUUGAUGCUGGUGUCGGAGAGAAAGAUAAGGAGAACAUAGAUGAUGAUAUAAUAACUAAGCCCACAAGUGGUCUACAAAGUGCACUUAGUCAACUCAAUGGUGACUCGAGUGGCAGUGGUAGUGCAGAUGACCAAAAAGGCAACAAAACAGAAGCCAGCAACUCAACACUUGGUGGAGAGGAUGACGUUCCACAGGAUAGUGGGAAACAGAACCAGACUGCGGUUAACCAUAGCGACGAUGUAACAAAGGAAACUAUACCAGAGAACCAAGAAAACGCUGUCAAUGAAACUGCCUCUAAUAGCACUUUUGAUUCCCAGAUGAACGAAACAUCCAGUAACCAGACUCUUGCGGGAGCCCUAGCAGAAGCUAUCAAGUCACAUGAAAAUGCUGAAAAUAUAUCAGCAACCGAUAAUGUUCAAACUUUAAAGAAUUCAUCAGAAUCAAAUGAUCUUUCGACUGUUAAAGACAUUCCAGGAAAAGGGCUGGCCGGACUUAUAAAGCCGAUCCUCAACCAAGGGUCGUGUCCACCAAUCAAGUCUCUUAGCUGCCUGAACUUACUCUAUUCAUUUCCAUGUUCAAAUGAUGAUGAUUGCAUCGAGAAUGGUAUGACGUGCUGCAACACCAGAUGCGUAUAUGGUAAAAAGAUGUGUAUUCCACGAGUUUCAGCAGUUUGUCCGCUUAGAACUCCAUAUUACACUGGAUUCCAAACAUGCAAGGACUCAGGGGAUUGUGGAACAGGAGGAGUUUGUUGCAUGGACAUGGCAGGAAGACACUUUUGCCAUCAGCUCAGCUCGGUCGAAUAAAAGCAAACAAAUAAAGAGGAAACUUAGUUAACGAAAACAAGAGAUACGCAGAAGCUCGGCAUAUCAGCAUCUCAAGAGCAAGACCUUUUUCCUUAAUUCACUCACGUUCACCUUGGACACAUCAGUUCGGAAAUAUUUUGUGCUUUGCCUCAAGAAAUAUCGCCUUUCGUCUUUCGUCUACAGUUCGAAAGCAGCAGCUGGGAAUCUGCAAUUUCAAAUGCUCAGACAAACGCUGAAUCGUAACUCUGCUGAAUAUGUAUAUAAAAACCUAUCAGUUGCCUUUAAAAAAAAUGAUUCCUUAUUUUGAAUAUUAAUCAUUCUCUCAACUACGUUAAGAUGUCCAGGCAUUUUAAAAGACUAAUCGAUAUAGACCAAGACUGUCACUCCCGAGGUGUAGAAAUUCCCUUUAUUACCUGCCUUACAAUUCUUACUGUGAAGCAGUUUUGAAAAUCUUGCGUUUAAUCGAGCAGUGUAGUAUAAUAUACUCCGACUUUGGUCAUUCCGCUGGGAAGGAGGGGGGGGGGAAGGCUGGGUCAAUAAGGGAGAUUUACAUCUGGUGGUCCGGUGAAAAGGUAACUUCAUCCGAUGUCUAAACGGUUUGGGGAAAAUGAUAACUCCUUAAAAUAAAUCCAUCUGAUAUAUAUCAUCACAGGAAUACUUUCAAUAUAGGUUUAAAAUUCAUUGUAACAUAUGCUAGCGGGUCGCGCAUCAAAUGGAUCACAAAAGAAAUCACAAAGAUAUGUCAAAUACAUAAGUAUAUUUUAUAUCAUAGCAAAAAAUUUUUUUAAUGUGAAUAUUCUGUCACUAAAAUAGCAUGUGAUAGACUGGUACAGCCUCAAAGACGAUGCAAUGGUGUUUCAUUCAAGGUUGACAACUACAAAAUCGUUCCCACCGCUUUUUCGAUAGAAACUUCGAUUACAUACGAAUUUCACGAUAUUUUGCACAUAUAUUUACUCACUUAUCGAACCAUGAUCGUAUCCACGAACCAUAAUAAUUUCUUUGACAUUUACUCAUUUCUGGAUGUAACAAUGAGAUUUGAAGAUUAUGGCAGUAAAAUCGAAGAUGAUUAAUUUAUACUAGCUUUCUAAAACUUUACAGAAAAAAAAUUACAUUUCCUUUUUGACCUCAUUAAUUCUCUGUUUUAGACAACGGUCUCUAACACCUUAAAAAGUUUUGUUCAGUUCUGAACUUUAAAGAAAAUUGAAAAGCCUAGUUUUUGAAGAACCACGCGACAUUUUGCAGAUACGUUUUUGCAUCUGGAAAAUACGCUUUGUGUGCUUGCCAUUUCAGGAAGGAGAAAGGGGCAAAAGUUUCUCUGAUCGACCAACAAACAUUGAACAUCGAUUUGACGUGACAAAUAUCAAUUAUUUUGUUUAGCAGCGUGAGGUAUGAUUACACUGGGUUCAAUCUGUUGCCGACACUACGUUUCGCCUAACUUAACUUCCACCUGUAGCUGUUGGCAUGCUCGCGUUAGUUACGAACUUUCUUCCUUAAAAAAUAAUUAGCAUCACUUGUGAAGUACGAAUGAUCAGCAAAUAUGAUAAUAAAAAAAACUCACUUUUUUC